AUGAUUGUAUUCCUAGUACUUCUGACGCUUUUCAUCGCGACUGUUGAUGGCGGUCUACUUGAAAAAUACGCCAACGCAUCCGGAAACGUAUAUCACGGUAGGUAUACCCGAGAUAUCCAUGGGCCGGAGCUCCUGAUACCGAGGCGAGUGUUCGCGGACGGUAGAUUCAGCACGUAUUCCUUGCCGAAUUUCUAUAACCGUCGAGAGAUCAGCGAGCGUGGCAAGCGAUCCCUCGGAUCGGCCGAUAUACUGCACCUGGUGCUACCCUUUAACGGAAUCGAUCACCAUGUGGAGCUCAGUCCGUACCAUGAAUUCAUCUCGCCUGACAUGGUGGUGGAGACGCGGGGUGCCGGGAUCAACACGAAUCUGAACGAAGGUUUGAGAUUCAGGAAGGCGUCCGAUCGGCAGUGUCAUUAUCGCGGUAUUAUUCGGGGCCACACUAAUUCCAGGGCGGCUCUGUCUUUGUGCGACGGUGUGGCUGGUUACGUGCAAACUAAUCACGGGCGAUACUUCAUCGAGCCAGUGUAUCAGACGGAACCCGAAUCCGAUGGCCAACAUAUUCACGUGGCUUACAAACGAGAUGCACCGCACGAGGAAAAAGGGCAAACCGGUACCAUGUCGAAAAGACAUUGCGGAACUAGUGACAACUGGGAAUCAGCGUGGGCGGAGCAGCUAGCUAAAAGGCAGAUGCAACUAAUGGAAAAUAAUUCUCUCGGCGCGAAGCGUGAUACCGCAGUAUCCUCAGGAACGUACAGUAUACAUCGAUACAUUGAAAUUGGACUAAUUGCCGAUCGGAGAUUCCUCGACUUCCACAAUAGUACGGAUUAUGAACAGUAUCUCUUGACGAUUAUGAACAUGGUGUCUGACUUUUAUCACGAUAGCUCCGUGGGGAAUCAAAUCGACGUCGUCUUAGUACGAAUGAUAUACUUGGAGAAAGAAAAAGAGGAGAUAGAUUUGCUUAUUAGUCCGAAUGCAGAGAAUACAUUGGAGAGUUUUGCAAAAUGGGCAGAGAAAAUAAAUCCAAAGGAUGAUACUCAUCCCAAUCAUUACGAUAUCGCGGUAUUGGUUACUAGGUAUGACAUUUGCUCAGAGGAAACCAAUUGCGAUCUAAUGGGUCUGGCUCAUGUUGCUGCGGCUUGCGAUUCAGAGAAAGCAGCUUGUAUUAAUGAAGACAGCGGACUUUUGCUCGGCAUUGUGGUUGCUCACGAAGUUGGUCACGUAAUGGGUUGUUCUCAUGAUGAGCCUGAAACCAGUGGAUGUCCAUCAAUGGACACAGAUGAUAGUUACUUCAUUAUGUCCCCUAUCGUCUUCUUAUAUACCAUUAGAUGGUCGAGUUGUAGCAGAAGAUUUAUAACAGCUUUUCUCGAGAGCGGACUGGGAGAUUGUUUGAAUGACAAUCCAAGAAAUCCACCAGAGAAACUGAAAUAUCCUAACAUGUUACCGGGUGCAAUGUACGACGCUGCCUUUCAAUGUGAUAUGCAGUUCCCUGGCUCGAAAGUGUGCCCGCAAUCUCAAGCGAGCGGCUGCGAGACCUUGUGGUGCUUGGUCAACGCGAGCUGCUAUUCCCUGGGGACGCCGAAGGCUGAUGGUACAAAGUGCGGUGAGAAUAAGUGGUGCAUCCACAAGAAGUGCGUGGACAUGGGUACUCGACCGGCCGCGGUGCACGGCGGGUGGGGCAAAUGGGGUCCCAUGGGUUCAUGCAGCAGGACCUGCGGCGGUGGCCUCAAGUACUCCGAGAGGGAAUGCGAUAAUCCGGUACCGGCAAAUAGUGGCAGAUACUGCAUCGGCGAGAGACGACGGCUUUUCACUUGCAACACUACGCCCUGCGACCCGACGAAACCGCCAUACCGCGCGGUGCAAUGCUCGGAACACGACAACGAAGAGAUUCUGACGGACGGGCUUCAUCAAUGGAAGCCAUAUAUAGAUCCAAAAUUAGAACCUUGCGCGCUCUACUGCAUCAACGAGAAGCAAACUUACGUGAAGAUCUCGCCGACGGCAAAUGAUUCGACACCCUGCAAGGCUGGGACCAACUACAUGUGCAUUUCUGGAACGUGCAGGAAAGUUGGAUGCGAUUGGAUGAUAGAUUCAGAGGCAAUCGAGGACAAAUGCGGUAUAUGUAAAGGCGACGGAACCAAGUGCAGGGUGGUGAAGGGCGAGUUCACUGAAACAGUGCCACAGAGUGCAUAUGUGACGAUCGUGACAAUUCCGAAGGGAGCUCGAAGCGUGCAGAUUUUGGAGAGGAAACCCAGCGAGAACAUAUUGGCCGUGAAACUCGCAAAAAAUAAAACAUACUGCAUCAAUGGAGAGAAUCGUGAGUUUAGGAGUGGAGAUUACGAGUGUGCUGGAACGAUGCUUAUCUAUACGCAUCCGGAGCCUGACAAGGAAGUAAUAGACAUGAAAGGCCCAAUAUCCGAAGAUAUCGAGAUACAAUACGUCUUCUUCAAUCCCCAAGAUAACCCUGGUAUCGAUUACAAAUACUACGUGAGCUCGACGAAUACAUCGUACACGCCCAAAUAUAUGUGGGACUUUGUCGAGUGGUCAAAGUGCAGCGCUAAGUGCGAUGGUGGCACAAUGAUAUCCGAGGCGUCCUGCAUCGAGGAACAGGAUGGGCGAGUGACGCCUAACUUCUGCGACGGUAUACCGCGUCCGGAGGCAAAGAGCCGCAUCUGUAAUCAGGCCCCUUGUCCCGCAAAAUGGAGAGUGAGUCAAUGGAGUAAAUGCAAUGCCUGUGACGGAAAAAAGGGUAUGAGACACCGCAAGGUCCAAUGCGUAAGACCAAGUGCCAGACCGGGAGAAGACGACGUGCAGGCAAAUCUGGAUGCGUGUAAAGGUCGUGUGCCGAGGCAAAAAGAAGAAUGUAUAGGUACAAGACCCUGCAGACUAAUGUGUCCCAAAAAAACCCGACGAUCGGAUGAGCGGGAGGUUGAGGAUACAAAAGAGAGAGAGAGCUUAUCGCCGAGCGAUCGACGAAGAAUGAUCGACAGAUUCGUCGAUCUCGGUUUAGCCCAUUAUUUGGAGAAAGCCCGCGACAAGUUGCGCGCUGACGACAAACUCGAAGGGAUGAGCGCCGCCCGAGACUUCCGACAGAUCCUUUACGACUGGGCGAUGACAAACGAGGACAAGCGUAAGCGCACCUGCGACGCGGAGAGAUUCACCACGAUGAAGCCGGGAUCCAUCAUCAAGGAUUCGAUACCCAUCGAGAAGAUUGUACUGAUGCAGGCACCGUUCACGGACGAGUCUCUUCAGACUAAUCUGUCGGACAAGGCAUUCCAGGAAGCCGGCGAUCUCGUUGGUGUUGGCAUCGACACGAGCCAGCAGAAGGUGUACAAGGGCGCUCAGGCGAUUAAGCUAAUCGAACAGUUAGUUCAUCAUAAUCUGACAUCAGGUCCGCGCGCGGUUUCUAUUACGAAUUAAGAAUCUUAAUCCGUCAAUCGAUACCGCGGAAAAACAGCGCUGAGUUAAAGAAAAUUAAACGUUUAUACGCGAUAAGCGUAUGCUAUCUUUGUACAUAAUUGUCAUCCAUGUAUAAGUUUCAGAAAUAUAUGAAUAUUUAGAUAUGGA
Pogonomyrmex barbatus (red harvester ant) is the source of this 3561-nucleotide messenger RNA. Its product is annotated as A disintegrin and metalloproteinase with thrombospondin motifs 1-like. Lineage: Eukaryota; Metazoa; Arthropoda; Insecta; Hymenoptera; Formicidae. The record is from RefSeq and is a predicted model, not a curated record.